UUAAAAGAACAUUUCUAAUCAAGGUUAAACUAUAUUACUAAAUAAUUGGAGACCGAUUAAGUAUCCUAAACAUCUUGGUUUAUCAAACAAUAUGAAUCAGACAAAUUAUUUCAUUAAACCAAAUGCAAGCAUUUCUGAUCGACGUGAAAACAUUCAGAAGAUAACCCGCAAAAAGUUAAAAUGGCAUAAAUUCCCAUAUGGCUCAUUUCAGAAGUAUAUAAGACAAGUUAAAAAAACUCUAAUUCCUGAAUCCAAGCUCAGUUCUAUGACGUUGAAAGAACUCGAUGACAUUUUGACUCACAUUUUGGAUAGAAUUGAGACAGAGCUCCAGAGAUUGAUUCGCUUAAGUAACAGCAAGACCAUCACUACCAGACAGUUGGAAUUCGCUGUGCGAUUAUGUUUGCCGGAACACCUUGGACGUUUGGCUGCCAAUUAUGGAAACAGUGCCAGUCGGGUUUUAAAUAAUGGCUUGGUUCCUUUUGGUGAUGUACGCAGUGAUACAGGAGCUAAUGGAACUGAAAUCGCAAGUAUCAAAGAAGAGCCAAUUAAUUAAGCUGCAUUGUUACUGGGAUCCUAAAA
This is a messenger RNA of Parasteatoda tepidariorum (common house spider), 579 nucleotides long. Its product is annotated as histone H2B-like. The record is from RefSeq and is a predicted model, not a curated record. NCBI's taxonomy places the organism in Eukaryota, Metazoa, Arthropoda, Arachnida, Araneae, Theridiidae.